Molecule: messenger RNA, 1722 nt
Organism: Lachancea fermentati
Lineage: Eukaryota; Fungi; Ascomycota; Saccharomycetes; Saccharomycetales; Saccharomycetaceae
Source: the annotation of a GenBank genome assembly
AUGAAACGUCGCUUAUCAGCAGGUUCAUCCGCGGUAAAGAAGGCGAAGCCCUCUGAAAACUUCAAAGAGUACUACCAACCUAACCCUCUGUAUUACCCUAACCCUAUUAGUUGGAAAGAUGCGAAUAACUUCAAUAAUGGCAAAAGAAGUAAACCAAUAACGCUACUCAACGCUUUCAUUUCAGGAAAACAGAAAAUGAAUUCACAAUUGGAAACCGUUGUUCAUUGGUUUAGAUGUGAUUUGAGAGUUCAAGACAACUCCGCAUUGUCGAAUGCUCUAAAACAUUUAGAGACAGCAAGAAAGGCAAACAAAGGGGCGGAUCUUGUUGCGCUCUUUGUCAUCAAUGAAGAUGAUUGGAGGGCUCAUUUGGAAAGCGGCUGGAAACUGAAAUUUAUACUCAACGCCGUGGCUAACCUUAGGAAGAGUCUAGCCCUUAUGAAUGUUCCUCUAGUCGUAAAGAUCUUCAAUCAUAAAGAACGUAAGCUGUCCAAUACCAAUGAGUUCGCAGACUGGUUCAAAUCCGUGUGCUUGUCAUUGUCUAAGAACAGCAGUACUUUGGUUACCACAAAUGCUCAGUAUGAGUAUGAUGAAAUUGAUCGCGAUUUGAGAAUAUCUAAGCGAGUAGAUGAAAAAUUCUCGUUUCAAAUUUAUCACGAUCAAUGUGUGGUCGAACCUGGAACUCUCACCACUGGCAAAGGGUCACAAUACACAGUAUUCACACCUUGGUACAAGAAAUGGGUUCAGUACUUGGACACUCAUAAGAAAUCAAACGACAUUAUCGAUGUCAAAACUGUCUCCAAAGAUGCGAAGGUGAACAAGGAAUUGAAAGCUUUUGAUUCUGAUGACUAUGGGCUGCCAAAAGAAUUCACAUCCUACCUCCAGGACACGAAAUUAGACGUACCGCCUGCAAACGAGGAAGAUGCGCUAAAGUUACUUGAAGAAUUCAUCGAGAGCGGGAAGAUCGGAAAUUACAACGACAAAAAGGAUAUUCUUUCCUUGGACAAUACGUCUCAUUUGAGUGUGUAUAUAACUAAUGGACUUAUCAGUACCAGAACCGUGGUUAAUCGCUGUUUUCAUGCCAACGAUGAUAGCUUAAUGCACAAGGAUAUUAAGCAAAAUAACUCAAUGGAAACCUUUAUCAAGGAAGUCGCCUGGAGAGAUUUUUACCGACAUGUUAUGUGCAACUGGCCAUAUUUGUCAAUGGAACUUGCUUUCAAAUUCGAAACCAUGGACAUACGAUGGGAAAAUGAUGAGGAGAAGUAUCGAAAGUGGUGUCUUGGCGAGACUGGAUUGCCAAUUGUUGACGCUAUAAUGAGAAAGCUUCUUCAUACGGGAUAUAUCAAUAAUAGGUCACGCAUGAUAGUUGCAUCCUUUUUGACCAAAAAUCUCUUGGUGGACUGGCGAUGGGGAGAACGGUGGUUUCGUAAGCAUCUUCUUGAUGCAGAUUUGUCCUCUAACUCAGGGGGUUGGGGCUUUUGCUCGAGCACGGGAGUUGAUGCUCAGCCAUUUUUCCGUAUUUUCAAUAUGAAGUUGCAGAGCGAGAAGUACGAUCCUAAGGCUAAAUUCAUCAAGAAUUGGAUUCCAGAGCUGAGAGAUGUGGCAAAUCCGCAUUUAUUACAUGAGAGCGGCUCACACGUGAAUAUCAAAGGGUAUCCGAAGCCGAUUGUUGACUUAAAGGAAAGUAGAGACAAAGCUCUUGAAUUAUAUAGAGAAGCUAUUUAA